Galeopterus variegatus (Sunda flying lemur) is the source of this 2526-nucleotide messenger RNA. RefSeq names its product von Willebrand factor A domain containing 5A (gene VWA5A). Lineage: Eukaryota; Metazoa; Chordata; Mammalia; Dermoptera; Cynocephalidae. The transcript has 18 exons. The coding region runs from base 115 to 2391 and encodes 758 amino acids. The record is from RefSeq and is a predicted model, not a curated record.
AAGUGUACGCUCUGGAAAUGCAGCGUUAAGCCUCCCCCCCACCCCGACUGACUGCCGCUCCUAAGUAGCCCUUCCACAUAGAUCUACGAGGUCCCUUCUAAACCCUGCGUCGCCAUGGUGCACCCCUGUGGCCUACUCACCCGCCAAGAGGAGCCAGUGCCACUGAAGAGCAUCGCUGUGACCUUGUCCAUUUGUGAGUUUGUGGCUGGUGUGUCUGCAACUUUAAACUAUGAGAAUGAGGAGCAAGUCCCUUUGGAGGCCUUCUUUGUGUUCCCCGUGGACGAAGACUCCGCCGUGUGCAGCUUUGAGGCCGUAGUGGACGGGAAGAGAAUCGUGGCAGAAUUACAGGACAAGACGAAGCCCCUGGAAGCAGAUGGGGCCCUGCGCUUCCUGCUCCCAGCUAUCCUCAAUCCUAGAUACCAGCUCUCUGGACUGCCUGAGGACAGUUGCCUUAAAAUGAAGACUCCCAUAGUCCCUUUGGAAGACCUGCCCUACACACUCAGCAUGGUCGCCACCAUCAACUCCCAGCAUGGCAUUGAGAGGGUGCAGUCCACCUGCCCCUUGAGUCCUAUUGAAUAUCUUGGAGACAAUAAGACUUCUGUUCAGGUUUCCCUGGCUGAUGGACACAAGUUUGAUCGAGACGUGGAACUCCUGAUCUACCACAGUGAGGUGCAUACUCCCAGUGUAGCUGUGGAGAUGGGGGUGCCUGAAAGCAAGCCAGAUUGUUUGAUGGGAGAUCCAUGUGCAAUGGUGAGUUUCUAUCCAAAUAUUCCAGAAGCUCAGCCACCAAUUACCUGUAGAGAAUUUAUCUUCCUCAUGGACCGCUCAGGAAGUAUGCAGAGCCCCAUGAGUAGACAAGAUAGGUCUCAGCUGCGCAUAGAAGCCGCCAAGGAAACACUGAUUUUGCUGCUGAAGAGUUUGCCUAUGGGCUGCUAUUUUAACAUCUAUGGAUUUGGAUCUUCCUAUGAGGCAUUCUUUCAGGAGAGUGUGAAGUACACACAGCACACCAUGGAGGAGGCACUGAGGAGAGUUCAGCUUAUGGAAGCAGACCUGGGGGGCACUGAAAUCUUGACACCACUCCAGAACAUCUGCAGGGGACCCUGCAUCCCAGGCCACCCCCUACAGCUUUUUGUCUUCACAGAUGGAGAAGUUACUGACACAUUUACUGUAAUUAAAGAAGUUAGGAUCCACAGCCAGAAACGCAGUUGCAGAUGUUUCUCAUUUGGUAUUGGAGAAGGGGCCUCCACCAGCUUAAUAAAAGGCAUUGCCCGCGCAUCAGGGGGCACUUCAGAAUUUAUCACCGGCAAGGAAAGGAUGCAGUCCAAGGCUCUUAGAUCCCUGAAGCGUUCUCUACAGCCUGUGGUAGAGGACAUCUGUUUGAGCUGGGAUUUGCCUCCUGGCCUAUCGGCUAAAAAGCUUUCCCCAGAACAGAACGCCCUCUUUAGGGGUCAGAGGUUAAUCGUCUAUGCCCAGUUGACUGGGAUGAUGCUGCCAGCAGAGGCAGCAGGAGAAGUGUGCCUCCAGUACACACUCCAGGGCAAGAGUUUCGAGGAUAAGGUGAUGUUUUCUGUAAAACCCAAGCCCGACAGCAACCUUACGAUUCACCGCCUUGCUGCCAAGUCCUUGCUCCAGGCCAAGGACAUGGGCUUCAGAGAGACCCCAGCAAGUGCUAAAAAAGAGGUGUUGAACAUCAGCCUUGAGUCUGGAGUCAUAAGCUCCUACACAGCUUUCAUUGCCAUCAACAAGGAGCUCAACAUGCCAGUUCAGGGUCCCCUGGCUUUUAGGGACAUUCCAAGGCCAAUUCUGUUGGGAGCUUCUGCUGUGAUGCCAAUUUACUGUAGUGAUGGUGAGUUUUAUCUCAUUCAAAUUCAUGUGAGCAUCUUCCAGGCACUUUUCUCACCAGUGUUUGUUGUCACACAUGUAGGACUAGGCAUACCCCAAGCUUGUAGUCACAGACAAAGGAAGAACUGCAUGCCUCUCAAGGUAACCCUCCCUGAGAUGGGAAAGACACAUCCUCUCACCAACAGGACUGACUUGGAAACUUACCAUACAGUCUUUGGAGAGAAUCAUCUUGUACAGCUGAUUUCUCUCCAAAAUGCAAACGGUUCCUGGGAUCUGAAUGCAGAUCUGGCCAAGGUCUUAGGAAUAAGUUUGGAAGACAUGCUGGCUGCACUCCCUGCUGAGCUUGUGGAUUCCUUGGGCUGGGCCACAGUUCUAGCUGUGAUCUGGCUGCACACCCAUGGCAAGGACUUGAAGUGUGAGUGGGAGCUUCUGGAAAGGAAGGCUGUCGCCUGGAUUCGCAUCCAUGCAGGCUCCACCCUGCAUGCACUUGUGAAGGCUGCUAACACUUUCCUGAAGUCAUCUGUGAAUCCUGCUGUCUUUGCCCUCUGAGGAUACCGUCCAGAAAAAGAAGUGCCUCUGCUUGCCUGCUGUCACUUCCUUCACCGUCUCCUCAGCUGUGAUAUGUUUUUAUUUUAUCUCUCCUAUGGGUUUCUUGCCAUAAAAAUAAAGGAUGCCUACCCCACA